Molecule: messenger RNA, 4430 nt
Organism: Lolium rigidum
Lineage: Eukaryota; Viridiplantae; Streptophyta; Magnoliopsida; Poales; Poaceae
Product: clustered mitochondria protein
Exons: 28
Coding region: 8-4126 (1372 amino acids)
Biological process (GO): organelle organization
Cellular component (GO): cytoplasm
Molecular function (GO): protein binding
Source: RefSeq, a predicted model, not a curated record
CAGGAAAAUGGCGGGCAAGUCCAAGGGUGGGAAGAGCAAGGCCAAGGCGCAGGCCGAGAGCCAGGGCGCCUCGGUCGAGCCGGAGGCGCCGGUCGCCGAUGUGGUCCAGGAGGCCAAGUCCGAGAACGGGCAAGUGAGUGAAGCCGCCCCUGCUGCGGAUGGGGGUGCGGCGGAUGUGGAGAAGGAGGAGGGGGAUGCGGCUGUGGCCGCGCAGGCUGCAGAGAAGCCGGCUGAAGGAGAGCUUCAUCUAUACCCUGUUACUGUUAAGACGCAAUCAGGUGAAAAGCUAGAGCUACAGCUAAGCCCUGGAGAUUCUGUCAUUGAUGUCAAACAAUUCCUCUUGGAUGCGCCUGAGACUUGCUUCUACACAUGCUAUGAUCUGAUAUUACACACUAAAGAUGGCUCGGCGCACCCGUUAGAGGACUACAAUGAAAUUUCUGAGAUUGCAGAUAUAACUACUGGUGGCUGUACGUUGGAGAUGGUUGCUGCAACAUAUGACGAGAGGUCUAUUAGGUCGCAUCUCCGCCGUGUCCGGGAGUUACUCUCUCUCUCUAGUCUUCAUGUGUCGCUGUCGACAUCCCUAGCUCUGCAGCAGGAGUCUGCGCAGGCAAAAAAUGCAGAUGCAGGAAAAACUGCUGGCCAGGAGCUUGAUGGUUUAAAUUUCAUGGAGGACAAUACUGUAGCCCUUACUAGUUUGUUGGCAUCUGCACCAGCAGAAAUCAAAUGUGUGGACAGCAUAAUUUUUUCAUCAUUCAAUCCUCCACCGAGUUAUAGGAGGUUACAUGGGGAUCUCAUUUAUAUUGAUGUUGUGACAUUAGAAGGAAACAAAUGCUGCAUCACUGGGAGCUCCAAAUCUUUUUAUGUGAAUGCUAGCAAUGGAAGUAUUUUGGAUUCAAGACCUUUGAAACAAUCUCACGAAGCCAGCACUUUAGUUGGAUUGCUACAAAACAUUAGCGCCAAGUUUAAGAAAGGUUUUCGUGAAAUAUUGGACCGCAAAGCAUCAGCCCAUCCUUUUGAGAAUGUUCAGGCCUUGCUCCCAGUGACUUCUUGGUUGGGAGCUUACCCAGUGCAAGAGCAUAGAAGGGAUGCAGCCAGGGCUGAAGAUUCUGUUGUGUUGUCAUAUGGUACCGAGUUGAUUGGUAUGCAGAGAGACUGGAAUGAGGAGCUCCAGUCGUGCCGAGAGUUCCCUCAUGGCAAUCCUCAAGAAAGGAUAUUGCGAGGCAGAGCACUGUAUAAAGUGACAUGUGAUUUUGUUGACGCCGCGGUAAAAGGAGCAGUUGGUGUCAUCAAUAGAUGUAUACCUCCAAUUAAUCCAACUGAUCCAGAAUGUUUUCAUAUGUAUGUCCACAACAACAUUUUCUUUAGUUUUGCUGUCGACUCGGACCACGAGCACAUCUCAAAGGACCAAAAGCCAGAUUGUCAAAAUGGUCCUGGGAGAAGCACGCCGGUCCCCUCCCCAGAUUUGGGGGCUAAGGCAGAUAGGGGUCAUGCAGCAGUGGACUCAAAAACUGAAGAGCCUAACAGUGUUUUGGAAGCAUCUGCAGAGGCACAAAUAGCAGACAGUGAGCAGGCAACCUAUGCUUCUGCUAAUAAUGACUUGAAAGGAACCAAGUCUUACCAAGAAGCUGAUAUUCCUGGGCUUUACAAUCUUGCGAUGGCAAUAAUUGAUUACCGAGGUCACCGGGUUGUAGCUCAGAGCAUCAUACCCGGUAUUCUUCAAGGAGACAAGUCUGACUCUCUUCUGUAUGGUUCCGUCGAUAAUGGCAAGAAGAUAUCUUGGAACGAGGCAUUCCAUGCAAAGGUAGUUGAGGCUGCAAAGCGGCUCCAUGUGAAGGAGCAUUCGGUUUUGGAUGGUUCUGGCAAUCCUGUAAAAUUAGCUGCUACAGUUGAAUGCAAGGGAAUUGUUGGUAGUGAUGACAGGCAUUACAUUUUGGAUCUGAUGCGAGUAACUCCUCGGGAUUCCAACUACAUUGGACUGCAGCACCGCUUCUGUGUGUUGAGACCUGAGCUUGUGGCUUCAUUUGUUGAGGUUGAGUCCACAAAGAAAUCCCCUGCGCAGAAAAUUCCUGAUAUCCCUGCAGAAUUGAAUGGGCCAGAAUCGAAGGAUCAACACGACAGUGCUUCUGAUGCUACGGCUCCUUCUGUGGACAGAGAUGACAAGCCUGAUGAAAGCCCUACUCCUACACCUGCUGAAAGUAACGACUCAAAUGAUGAAAUUCUUUUCAAUCCAAAUGUAUUUACAGAGUACAAGCUUGCUGGCAGUCCUGAGGAGAUUGCAGCAGAUGAAGCUUUGGUUAAAAAGGUUGGUUCAUAUUUGCUAGAUACGGUGAUCCCAAAGUUUGUUCAGGAUCUUUGCUCCCUUGAUGUCUCCCCUAUGGAUGGUCAAACUUUAACUGAUGUGCUGCAUAGCAAUGGGAUAAAUGUUAGGUAUCUGGGCAAAGUUGCAGGUAUGAUCAAGCAUUUGCCACACUUAUGGGACUUGUUUUCUGCUGAGAUAAUUGUUAGGUCUGCAAAGCAUGUUGUCAAGGAAAUACUGAGGCAAAGCCCAGACCAUAAUAUCGCACCUGCUGUUGCUCAUUUCUUAAAUUGUUUUGCUGGCAAAGUUUUGGCUGCUUCAACUAAAGGUAGUGCGGGCAGCACACAGUCGAAAACCCAGAAGAAAUCGAGUUCUUCAGCUUCUUCAAGAAAGGGUCAAUCUGUACAUUCCCAUCUAACAUCUGAUGGAGUUUGGUCUGACAUUAAGGAGUUUGCAAGACAUAAAUAUCAGUUUGAAGUGGCAGAUGAUGCAAGGGUUGGGGCUAAAAAGAUUGCAGUUCUUCGCAAUCUUUGCCAAAAGGUGGGAGUAACAAUUGCUGCUCGCAAAUACGAGUUGAAUUCUGCUGCUCCAUUCCAACCUUCAGAUAUCUUGAAUCUCCAACCAAUUGUGAAGCACUCAGUUCCUACCUGUACUGAUGCAAGGAAGCUUAUGGAAGCAGGGAAAAUCCGGAUGGCUGAGGGAACACUGAAUGAGGCGUACGCACUAUUCUCUGAAGCCUUUUCGCUACUUCAGCAGAUAAAUGGUCCCAUGCACAAGGAUGCUGCUAACUGUUGCCGGUACCUUGCUAUGGUCUUGUACCAUGCCGGUGAUAUAGCAGGAGCAAUUGUGCAGCAACAUCGAGAGCUUAUCAUAAAUGAACGGUGCCUUGGUCUAGAUCAUCCCGAUACGGCCCACAGCUACGGCAACAUGGCUUUGUUCUAUCACGGACUCAAUCAAACUGAACUUGCGCUGCGGCACAUGUCCCGUACACUGCUUUUGCUGAGUUUAGCAUCAGGUCCUGAUCAUCCAGAUGUUGCAGCAACUCUUAUCAAUGUGGCGAUGAUGUACCAGGAUGCGAGCAAUAUGAGUACCGCUCUUAGGUAUCUGCAAGCAGCACUUACGAAGAAUGAGCGCAUUUUAGGCCCAGAUCAUGUUCAAACAGCAGUUUGCUAUCAUGCUCUCGCCAUUGCAUUCAGUUCUAUGGGUAAUUACAAGCUUUCAGUCCAGCAUGAAACCAAGACACAUGGUAUACUGGUAAAACAGUUAGGGAGUGAUGAUUCACGGACCAAAGAUUCAGAAAAUUGGUUGAAAACAUUCAAGGAGCGAGAAAAACAGGUUAACGCCCAGAAGCAGAAGGAUCCAUUAUUGCAGGCACAUCCUGGAUUGUAUCAAGCGGUGCAGGCAGCUGCGAUCAAGUAUGGUGAUGGAUCAGCAAAUGUCAAGAAAUCACUUAAUGCUGCAGUAGUUGGAGAAACUGUUCCUCGAGGAAGAGGAGUCGACGAGCGAGGUGCUAAGGCAACUGCAGAAGUUCGAAAGAAGGCUGCUGCCAGAGGCCUUAAUUUGCGCAAUGGACCUGCCGCAAACAGGGCUUCUGAACUAAACCACAUUCUCAACCUUAUCAACUCAGCGGCUUCAGCUUCUGCUGCUUCUCCCACUGUGAACACUCAAAGGACUGAAUCUGAAGGGCCACAGUCGAAUGGUCCUGCCUUGAAUGGGGCAAAGGAAGCCAAGGAUACAAAUCGGCUGUCCGCUAAGGUUGACGGUCAAACUCCAGUAGGAUUAGGUGCUUCAUUGGAGCUGAAGAAGCAGAAGUCCAAGCAGAAAGCUUAGUAAAAUAUCUGCAAUGGUUGUUUUCUCACUACAAUUUUGGACCUCUAGGGUGAUUUUUACCCAUAGGAUUGUCACGUCCACAUAGUGGCAGAGUCUUUUUUAUUAAUUUUUGGUGGGGUUCUUAGGAUGAGUGUAAUAAUAAUAAUGAGGAUGGAGUGAAAGAGAAUCCGAGUGAUAGGACUGCUGAUGAGAUAAAUGAUCAAGCCCUCUCGGUAUCCAGAUCAGCCGAGCCAUAAUUUCUGUAAACUGGCUACACUAUUUUUUUUUUGGCCCAGCAAAAUUAACAGGUUCGGGGUUUUAUUGA